AUCUCGAGUUCUUUGAAGAAGGCAACUUUAAGAAAGGUAAGGCUAGAUAGAUGUUUCCGCACCUUUAUCACAGCUUAAUCGUCUGGAACAUUUGAAAGUUGUCUACUCAACAUAGCCGAUAUAGAUACUGGCUACUUUGUAUCGAAAGCCUUUAAUCCUGAAUCAGACAUUAGCUAGCUACACAAAAGAUCACUGCGAUCUAAAUAUGAUCUGUGUUACUCUUGACUUCAUAAUUAGAAUAUCAGGCAAGAUGUUAAAAUAUGACUGUAAAGACAUAAAAACAUAUAAUGUGUAAAAAGAUUCGUGUUUACCAAUAAAAUUCAUUGAGCGCUCGCAGCGAGGUCCCUCUCCCAGUGGCAUGGGAUGUGAAAUAGUCAGCUAAAUCACAGUAUCAUGUUCGAAGUCUUACUGAUAUUUCUUUAUUAAUUUUCAGCGUCAGAGACUAAUCAUGAUAGCAAAAACCGUCUUCGCAUUUGCUCUCCUGUAUCUCAGUUGUUUUCAAAUCGUCACCGGUGUGACAGAAAGAGAAGUGGCGAACAUGUUACUGGCAGGUUAUCAGAAAGAAGGCCGGCCUGUACGGGACCCAACACAAGCCGUUGUAACAUCGCUGGACGUGUUGCUGAUACAGAUAAUCAAACUGAUUCCUCAAAGACAGGUCCUCGUCAUAAACUUUUGGAUUGUGCAGCGUUGGAGGGACGACUUUCUCACAUGGGACCCUGCGGAGUACGGCAACAUUUCAACCAUCAGACUUGGGAGUGAGAACAUCUGGAGGCCAAGACUCGUGAAUUAUAACAGGCAGCACGCGGAAGGUUGGUCGGAGCUACCAGACACAAACGCCAUCGUGCGAAGCGACGGCGAAGUGAUUUGGACGUACCCGAUCACCAUACACAGCACGUGCGUCCUGGACAUUGCUCGAUUUCCAUUCGACGUACAAAAAUGUCCUCUGAAGUUCGGUUCAUGGACCUACGAUUCCCUAGACCUGAAGCUAGUCAAUCAUUCUAAGACAGGGAAUAUUGAUUAUUUUGCUGCAAACGGCGAAUGGGAACUGCUGUCCUUUGAGCUAGAAUUGAAUCAAGUGGAGCACUCCUGUUGCCCUGGGGUACCAUGGGAUGAUAUGACUUACACAAUCACACUACAACGGCGGCCAACGUUCUUCCUAUUCAACCUAGUCGCACCAAGUGUGACCCUCGCGCUCCUGACUGUUUGGGGGUUCUGGUUGCCGCCAGAUUCGGGGGAAAGAUUGUCUCUCUGCCUCAGCCUGCUGCUGGCUCUGACUUUUCUACAGCAAACCGUGACCGCAUAUCUACCAGACACCGCCACAAACAUCCCUCUGAUUAACGUAUUCUUUGUAGCGAAUAUCCUUCUGGUGGGUGUCUCGUCGAUUCUGACCAUCUUCACCUUGAGCAUACAUUUCAACAGUGUUAACCUUCCGCCUGUUCCCAAUUGGCUGCGAUGUCUUUUCUGUCUCGAACAAUCGGACUCAAGCACAUGUAGGGUCAACGCUCCACAUGUCAAUGAAGUUGACGAUGCGGAUGCAUUCUUUGCGACUAAUGGAGCAAAUCCAACAUGGCGGCUUGUCCGAAGAGUAAAGAAGUUCAUUCGUCAGCUCAAUGAAGAACGCGGAAGGAAGACCCAUAACUUGAAAACAGAACGUGAAUGGAAAAUUCUAGUUGGAAAGAUAGACAGAUGUCUGUUGAUUGCGUUCAUCAUCGCUCUGGUUGUCAUAACUGCAUCGGUUCUCGGACCAAAUAAAUAGGAGCUGGAAAAUGUUGAGACGUUGCAAGGGAUUAGCCUCCGUUGCAGACUUCGAACGGGGUUGAUUUUAUUGUAGAGGGAGGGGUGGGCGCUGGUUCGCGAUUUUCAACGUUGGCUAGGUUCACUUAUGCCGUGGAAAGGAGUUUGCCCAUCCUCGGAAGUGGAAUUCGAAUGUACCUACUUGAUUGAAAUACAAUCCUAUGAUGGUAAGCAUUGUUUGCAAACAAUCUUACAGAAAUUCAGAAGAAUUUGGGCAUCUAGAAGACUUAAGUUAUAGGCUAUUUAGAAAAAAACCCACCACGAGUUC
Branchiostoma floridae (Florida lancelet) is the source of this 2062-nucleotide messenger RNA. RefSeq names its product neuronal acetylcholine receptor subunit alpha-9-like. NCBI's taxonomy places the organism in Eukaryota, Metazoa, Chordata, Leptocardii, Amphioxiformes, Branchiostomatidae. The record is from RefSeq and is a predicted model, not a curated record. Gene Ontology annotation, molecular function: acetylcholine binding; acetylcholine-gated monoatomic cation-selective channel activity; acetylcholine receptor activity. Gene Ontology annotation, biological process: monoatomic ion transmembrane transport; signal transduction; nervous system process. The coding region runs from base 449 to 1756 and encodes 435 amino acids. The transcript is spliced from 6 exons. Gene Ontology annotation, cellular component: postsynaptic membrane; neuron projection; acetylcholine-gated channel complex.